Molecule: messenger RNA, 6176 nt
Organism: Bactrocera oleae (olive fruit fly)
Lineage: Eukaryota; Metazoa; Arthropoda; Insecta; Diptera; Tephritidae
Gene: kek3
Product: kekkon 3
Molecular function (GO): protein binding
Source: RefSeq, a predicted model, not a curated record
GUUUAAUCAGUUGGAGGAAAUCGCGUGGACAAGGGUCACGUGACCGAUGAAACAGUCGCGCGAAACACAGACACAAAAAACGAAACUGUAACAAAAUUGUAUGCGAACAUAAGAGGAGACACUUUAGCGGAGAGAACAGGAGGCAGGUAGACGCAGACGUGGCGCACAGUGAAUGGAUGUAAAUACAGCAAACAACAAGGAAAGCAACAGCGUAGCAGUAAAAAAAAAAAACAACCAACAAUAACUGCAACGUGUCCUACGAGGGCACGUCAAGUAACACUUCUGACAGUUUUGUGUUGAAAUUUGUUUGCGCUCAUGCCGCCCGAAGAGCGGCUGUGAAAUUUGGAUAUGCAAAAACGAAAAAAGUUUCGGGUCAAGCUAUGAAAUUCAUAAAAUAAAGUUGGCAAACUCAGCUUAAAUGCAGCCGCAUGUAAAAUUGUAAAUGCAGUAGUGCGUGGUGAGGACUACAACAAUUAAGCGCGAUUGUGGGAACAUUACCAGCGAUUCGUGCUUUGUAUUUUCACAUUUAUGAAUGUCGCUUUUUGAGGGGUGUUAUUGAAGUAUAUAUUCACCAUACAGACACUCUGCCCCUUUCUAUGAGCGGAGAACUUUCGUAAAACAUUUUGAGAGUUUAACCAGCGCAGGGGAGUAAAUUACACCACAGUUGGUGAAUACUAGUUCGUAUGCGGUCGUUUGCUUCCAAACAUUCGCUCAGGCCGUUAGCACUCGAUUGCUCGCUCGCUUCUUCACUCGUUUGUGGUGAGUUUUUGGCGUUACGUUGAACGGAAAACGCUGCCAUGUGAUGUUCGUAGCCGAGCGUUGCCACGUUCCAAGUCAGUUAACUCGGAAGCGUGGCCAUGUUAGUGUUGUGGCAAGUGCUAUCGCGCAUACUUUGCAGUUCAAAUUGGAAUCAAAGUCAAAACUUAAGCCUUUAAGGCCGUUAAAGCAAGUUAGAGUGUGUUACAUGGAGAUUUCAAGUGAAGCAAUUUAAAUUUAAUGAAAAUUAUAUUUGCAAACCAAUAAAUGUUGAAGUGAAAAUUUAAUAAAAUUAUAUGUAGUGAAUUAAACAAUAUAUAAUAAAAAGAAAAAUUCGAAAAUAAAUAAAAAAUUUAAUAAAUUUGGCCGAAAAUGCAAUAAAUUUCGUUCAUACAACAUAGCUGUAAACCAUAAUCAAAUAGCGCAUAAUGCAGUUAAACACUUGAGUGAGUUGUACAUCUACGUGCAUACAUAUAUACACACAUACAUGAGUAGAAAUAUAACGCAAACAGUUAAGACUGGCGUUGUUAAAAGAAAUUGUGUGUGCGAAAAUUGUCAGCGUAAUUAAAUUGAAGAGCGUUUAAGUGUGUUCCCUCAAGAGUUAAGAGAAGAGAAGAAGAAAGUAAAUAUACAUACAUGCAUAGACUUGUAAAGUACAUACUUAAUUGGAGGUGGCGUGUAGUAGCAUGAUGUUUGACUUUGAACAUAAUAUAAAUAUCUAAAUCUACAAAAUAAAUAACUAAAGUGUAAUUUUCAUGCGCUAAAGCAAAAAAAAAUAAAAUAAAAUAAAAGAAGUUAACUCAACUUAUUAUAAAAAAGACCCAUCAGUAUUUAUCACCACAACCAUUUGAGGAAAUGCUAAUUUGGGUCGCGCUAUUGAAAGGUGUUCCCGCUUAUAUUGGACACAACAUUCCGGCCGGCUGGCAUGGCAGUACAAAAAUCAGGAAUUCUACAUAAGACCGCUGCGCACAAAAUUCAAUACAACGCACGCGGUUUUCACACUUGUCAACUGGCAUUUGAAGAACUCCUACGAUACGAGUCCCACAUUUCUCUUAUAUGCAGCUGGUCCUUCUUUCGUCAAGGUGCAGUCACCUCAAUGUGGCAUAGUUUCAACGCAAAGUGCUUACAAUACUCCGAACGGAAAUGCCAUGGCCCGCCACAGACAAACCACACAACAAAGCCCACGGGCGCACAACUACAACAUCGGCAACAGUCGUACGUCGGCUGUUCGUCUGCAUAGGUGCGUGCAAAGAAAUUGUAGCCUUUGCGUUGAAAGUAGCACCGCAUGCCAGAUAACGUUGGCUACCAAGGUCCGCCGAAAAUCACGGCAUCCGCCAACGACGCUUUCGAAGAACUUUCAUCUUUUGGUACCCGCUUUGCAACUGUCUUUACAUAAUCUACUCUCUAUCCCGCUUGCGCAACUACUUUGGCUGUUUUGCUGUCUGAGUCUAGCCCAUCCCACAUUGGCCGAUUGUCCCAGCAUGUGCGAAUGCAAGUGGAAAAGCGGCAAAGAGUCAGUUUUGUGCCUUAAUGCGAAUCUCACACAUAUCCCGGUGCCAUUGGAUGCCGGUACACAGGUUCUCGACUUAACUGGCAAUGAUAUCGCCAGCAUACCGCACGACACCUUUGCGGCAGUUAAUUUGCUCAAUCUACAAAAGGUCUAUCUGGCCAAAUGCCGAUUGCGAGUGAUCGAACGUUUUGCCUUUCGCAAGCUCAUCAAUCUGGUCGAACUAGAUCUGAGCUAUAAUAUGCUGAGCAGCAUACCUACCGACACAUUCGAAUUCAUAACCGAGCUACGUGAAAUCAAACUCAACGGCAAUCCGAUUUUGCGUGUACAAGAUGAUGCUUUUGGCUUUGUGCCGCAGCUGGUGCGCUUGGAAAUGUCCGACUGUAAGUUGACGACAGUCGAAGUGCGUGCCUUUGCCGGUCUUGAGUCGACUCUUGAAUGGCUCAAAUUGGAUGGCAACAAAUUGAGUGAGGUGCGGUCGGGCACCAUAACAUCGCUCACGAAUUUGCACGGCAUUGAGUUGGCACGCAAUCAGUGGAAUUGUUCCUGCGCGUUGCGACCGUUACGUGCAUGGAUGCUGCGCGAGAAUAUACCAUAUGGCAUACCACCGCUGUGUCGCGCACCACCUCGUCUGGCUGGCAAAACGUGGGACAAAAUCGACCUGGAUGACUUUGCUUGCGUGCCACAGAUAAUUGCCACCGACACAACAGCACAUGGUGUAGAGGGACGCAAUGUGACGAUGAGCUGUUAUGUGGAGGGCGUGCCGGAACCAUCGGUGCGAUGGAUGGUGAAAAAUCGAGUGAUUGCCAACUUAACAGCAACGGGUGACCCAACGGCAAGUCCACGCACUGCGGCGGCAACGCAAGGACGCAAGACGUACGUGGUAAACAUGUUACGCAACGCCUCCAAUCUGACCAUACUUACCGCCGACAUGCAGGAUGCGGGCAUUUAUACCUGCGCAGCUGAGAACAAAGCCGGCAAAGUGGAGGCAUCCGUUACACUGGCUGUUUCGCGACGACCACCCGAGGCGCCAUUGGGUGCAAAAAUUGUGCUCCUAUGCAUUUUUACAGCUUUGCUCUUUGUGGUUGGCUCCUCUUUUGCCGCAAUUUGCUUUUGUUCGCUACGUCGUAAACGCAAAAUGCGGUUGUGGAACUCAGUACCACCAGCGCGCACAGAAAGUUAUGAAAAAAUUGAGAUGACAUCACGUGUCUGCUCGACCAGCGGGAAUGGGCCGAAUGGGGGCAAUGGCGGCGGUGCUGGAAUGGGGAAUCGAAAGCCCGACUUGGGUGGCGGUUCCACGGUCGGUAGUGUGGAUGUCUCUAGCAACUUUUGCAAUACUAAUGGCGGUGGCGGUGGUUUAUAUCCUAACGACAACAGCGAUUACCUGCACACGGCCACCACUCCUCUUAAUUGUGGCUCAGAUGACGGCGGUGAUACUGGUGUGGCUAUUGUGAACCCAAGUGGUGGGAGCGCCAAACGCAAUGGUGACUACCGCAAUAUACCAACACACUGCGACGAUGAUGAGGAUUGUUUGGAUGCCAACUACCAGUCGGCGGCAAAAACCAACUAUGCAGGAGGCAAACACGCAAAUCAGACAUCAGCAGCGGUACGUUGGCGUGCGAGUAUUGGUGGUGGUGCUACAGGGAUGCGCGAAAGUCCGCUAGAUAUCAAAAGAAAUGCAAACGCGGGGAGCGGCAGUGGGGAAUGUGACGGUGAUGUGGGGCCACAAAAAUCGGAUUUACACAUACCAAGGCUAAUCGAAUUAGGCGGUUCGGACUCUGCCUCCAGUUCGAUCUCGAGUCAAGUGGACGCCGCAGCACGCUUGGGUGGUUACAAUCCCAUUCCCACCUGGACAACCACACCCAUUGCCACAACGAAGAUAACCUCACCGCAUAGCAAACGAACGGGCGGACAAACAGUUGGUCCCAACAACAAUGCUUACUACAACAACGAUGAUAUCAGCACAUCGGUAUUCUGUAGUGGAGACAGUGUCGAGAAUGAUCUCUUCGACAGCAACUACCCCGAUUUGCUGGACAUCGCUAAAUACGCAGUGGCGCAGGCAACUAAUUCCAACAACAAUAACUCGCAUUAUGGUGUAAAUGCAGGGGCGGGUAGUUUGACAAAUAAGGCGCUUUGUACGCUGCCUCGAAAAUUGAAAAACACCGGCAAAUACUUUAAAAGCUCAUCGGAUAGUCAAUCACCGCUGCUAGCGGACAACUCAAGUAAAUAUGGCAGUAGCACAUUGGGGGAUGCUAGCUUCCUAAACGAGUUGACGAUGGGCCGACGCUUCUCCGCCGAAUCGACAUACUCGAAUUACGUUGGCACAUCCACAUACACCAGCGGGCAACGUUCGAAUAGUUUCCUCAACUUGGUGCAAAGCAGCAAUAAAGGAAAUCUCAACUUAAGCGGCAGCGCUGGUUUGGGUACGGCGGCUAUGGGAGUUAAUGGCGUGCGACGCAAUCCCAGUUUGCCUUCCUCCCCAAUUCACGAUGCGCAUCAGCAUCAGCGUUCUUUCAGCUCAGCGGCGACGCCCCUACUGGACUUCUCCACGCUUACCGCACGCACGGGCGUAGGUACAACCCCAGCCGUUAACCUAGCAGCUGUCUCUGCAGCAUUACAGCCGACAACGAAUACGUCAACGGUUGCCGCUUACGACUACCAUGCUGCGCAGCUAGAACGCUUUCUCGAAGAGUAUCGCAAUCUUCAAGAUCAGUUGUGCAAGAUGAAGGAAACCUGCGAAACGAUACGCAAGAAAGAGGUGCCGAUGCGCGGUGCCGUUGGACAUUCGGCCCAACUGGCCGAUCCGGUGAUGUAUAAUGCGGCACUUGCGGCGAACAAUUCACCCGCCACGAAUCCGAAAACUACGACACUUAAGAGUAAAACUCUGCUGCCGGGACAGCCACCCGAUCCACCACCUUAUUGGCUGCACCGCAACGCGAUGCUGAAGCGUCUAAACGAGUCGCAAGCGGAUAUAUUUAAGAGCUAAUGAGACUGAGACUGUAGCAAACAGAAGCAGCCAACUGGGCGUGUAGGCGUGGCCGUGGGGUGCUAGUAAGCCCACAUAGUAGCUGUUAUUUAAUCGAGCGAUACCGAAAUGUGGUUAGUUUUGUUAAAAUUACCGACUCAAUUUGGAUCCAUAGUCACACCUAUACAUACAUACAUACAUACAAGCAAAAAUGCGUAUUAAAAAUGUAAUAUUUUUUUUAAGAAAUUACAACUGGUGUGCUCAGUUACACAAGAUAUUGUAUACCAUACAUAUGUAUAUUUAUUAUUCAAGGUCAGUGAAACAUCAAAACUCAACUCGCAUAUAAAUACUUAGGUAUGUCAACUACAUAGAUUUAACUGUAUAUAUAUACACACAUAAAACACACAAACGAUACAAGUAUUUCUUACUUAAAGUCUAAAUAUUUAUAAGCAUAAGUUACUCUGCAAUGGAAAGCUCUAGUACUUAAAUAACUUAUACAAAUACAGCAAUUACAUUAAACUAUAGCAAAGUAACAGUUAGACUAGCAAGUAUGUAUACUAGACAAGUCAUAACUCAAGAAACUAAAAUAUUUUUAACUAUUAUCUCUAAAACGCAUGUACGAUCUCGUAUUCCUUUCCGAUACUAAGCCGCAAGGUGAUUUGUUAAAGGUUUUGUGUAAAUGGGUCGCACUCGUUGCAUUGGUAGUUGAUGUGCGGUAGAAUCUUACGAUAACAGUUGACCGUUAAUUAUGCGAGCGAGUGUUCGAUUGUGCAUGAAAAUGUAAAAAAUAUUGUUAGUUGUGUGCAAUACAAGUUUAACUUAAAAUUAGUUUGUAAAGUAUUGAACUAAGUAGUGCAUAAUCAAAGUUAGUUAUUACAUUAGGGAUAUAUACAUAAGAUAAAUUGAGAAUUGAGAUUUUGAAAAAAGGAAACAAAUAAAUUAGUUAAA